UACUCUUGUUUAAUUCGUUGUGCGAAAACGGAAGACAAGGCUGCAAAUCGGGAUUUGGAGAAACCCUAGAAACCGGCGAGAGAGGUGAAAUCUUUGGGGUCGAGACGAUGAAGAGCGACUGGUUUAACUUGCAUCAGAUUGCGAGAAACUCAUUCAUAGCUACAUCAACCGUGUACGCUUCCACCGAAUUCAACUUUGAUCGAAGAAGCUUCUGCUUUUUUGCACCAGACAGAUCUGGCUUUGUCGUGUUGAAAUCGGAGAAGGAGUUCAACAAUGCACUCAGCAAAGCUCAAGAUGGAUCUUUGCCAUCGGUUUUCUACUUCACUGCUGCGUGGUGUGGACCUUGCAGGCUUAUCGCUCCUGUAAUGUUGGAGCUCGGUAAGAAAUAUCCACAUGUUACUACAUACAAGGUCGACAUUGAUGAGGGCGGUCUUUCAAAUGCUCUUGGGAAGUUAAACGUCUCUGCUGUGCCAACAAUGCAAUUCUUCAAAGGGGGCGUCAAGAAAGCAGAGCUUGUAGGUGCAGAUGUCAUUAAGCUCAGGAGUAUCAUGGAACAUCUCUACAAGUGAGAGAGACUCUGUCACUUGUUUUACUUUUUUUUUUUGCUGCGCUGCGUCAAAGUAAUGCACCAAGUGAUUACGAACAAGGAAACAAAAAAAAAACUUUGUUAAGAUCGUUAUGGAGACUCACUGUCUCACGGCAUUUAUUUAUCAAUGUACAUAAUUUUUGUGAUUUUAUCAAAAUAAGUUUCAUUGCUUUGAGCUA
This is a messenger RNA of Brassica oleracea var. oleracea, 765 nucleotides long. RefSeq names its product thioredoxin O2, mitochondrial. The record is from RefSeq and is a predicted model, not a curated record. NCBI's taxonomy places the organism in Eukaryota, Viridiplantae, Streptophyta, Magnoliopsida, Brassicales, Brassicaceae. The coding region runs from base 108 to 569 and encodes 153 amino acids. The transcript has 7 exons.